AUGAUAAGGAUACGUAUUAUUGAGGAUCGAGUUAUAUCCAAUAAAGAUGAAAGACGUCUUGGUGACUUGGACGUGGUGGUCCCAUACCAGCCGAACGAACUGCGCAUCGUCAAUCGAACAGCUACAACCAUCAGCCUCAACUGGGCCCCCCCAAGACCUCUUGACAAUUACCAAGAGCCAUUUAUCAGCUACGAGUUGUACUGGAAUGACACAUAUUUAAGGUGGGUCUUUUUCUCCAUCAGCUUACAGUGGCUGGCGGGACGUAGUGACCUGUGGUUGGCAGCCAUGGCUCCGGUCGAACAAGCAACUCUUCGCCCCAUCGUCUACUACGACUUCCUCCAAGGACACUCUGCUAGAGCCGCCGCGGACAACAUCUGCGCUGCAUUCGAGGGCAAAAUCGUCCACUAUUCCACGGUGUCUCGAUGGUUGAAACGUUUCGAAUCUGGCGACACGACCUUCGGAAAUCGACCACGCUCAGGACGUCCAUCUACAGUCGAUGACGAAGCUCUGCGGAACGCCCUCAACGCGAAAAGCCGAACGCCACCACUCGCGAAUCGGCGACUACACUUGGAGUCACCCAUAGGGCCAUCGGCAACCGAAGUCCACCAUAGAAGCAUUAUGGCCCUUGGCACGGGCACGCAGGAGUACGUCUUGACUGACCUAUACCCAAACAAUGAGUACCAAAUAUUGAUUUCAGCAAAAAGCAGAAGGGGUGAAGGUGUACCGACUUUUCCACUGAUCGUCUCAACAGAAAAUUAUGUGCCGAGUGAGCCACGUGAAAUAAAGGUGACGGCGGUGAACUUCACUUCUAUAUUAGUGGAAUGGAAACCUCCCAGGCAAGACGGGCAUCACAAGUUCAUUGUGGGAUACAAGAUUAAUAUCCAUGGGGGACAUGUUGGGGACAAGACCCUUCAUUGGAAACCACAGUCUUCUCUUGUCAUGAAAAGUUCUGUCCUAACUCAUUCAGUCACGAAUCUCCAGCCGAAUUCAACAUAUCAGGUUCAAGUGGCAGCAAUGACAAGAAACGAGGAAUCUUCUACAGUGGCCAUUAAUGCAACAUGGACUAAUCCCUCCGGGACUUAUGGACAAACUAAAGGGUGGCGCAUACGCUAUGGAACGCGACCCACUUACUGCGUAAAUAUGGGACACAAGGAUCUUGAAGAACUCAAUAUGAAAGAGAUCAUCUUGAAUGGAUCUGAGAAAAACGAGAUUACCGUGCAUGGCCUUGAGAAAGGAUUCAAGUAUGAGUUCCGAUUGGCUGGCGGUAAUGAUAUUGGCUAUGGUCAGGAAGCAUUUACUGAAUUCACAACACCCGAAGGACCUCCUACUAGCCCUCCCACAAACAUCUCCUUCAACUUCAUCACUUCAAGCAUCAUUAUGCUCAAGUGGGAUGUCCCAGAGUCCUCCCGUUGCCAUGGCCGCAUCCUCGGCUACACUCUUCGGUUCAUUAAGAAAAUGGAUGAGAGCCUCAUCUUGGAAAGAAAUAUGUCAACCCCAAAGAUGGUAAUGACGGGGUUGGAAGAGGACACUUCGUACUACUUCCGGAUAAGUGCCAAUACCAUAGGAGGCAUUGGUCCUUUCUCAGAGAGGAUGUACUUGACGACAAUUCCUGAAAUUGUUCGUGCUGUCCGUAAUGUUCGGGCUAAGGCAACUUCAAAUGAUUCUUUGGAGGUCUGGUGGGACGAUACUCCACGAAGAAGCAUUGUCGGAUUCAGGAUCUACUAUACCAGGAAUGAAGCAGAUGAUCUGGACCUAUGGGCACACAAAGAUGUCCAGGCCACGUAUUCAGCAGAGCUUAAACAUCUGGAACACUUCGCCAUCUACUACAUUCAAGUGUCUAGCCGAACGAAGGAAGGGCACUUGGGGCAGCUAUCAAAGAUGAUCCAGGUAGAAGUGAGACCACAAGAUGUUCCCAAACAUGUGCAGCCUAGCAAAACAUAUCCAUUCUACGAUGACGAUGGGGAAUGGAUGAAGACGGAGGAACAAGGGAGAUCCUCUCCAGAAAUAUACGUCUCAUGGGAAGGCCCGAAUGCUUUCGAACCUCUCUAUUACAAGGUUCAAUAUGGGUCAUUAUUCCAUCCCAUCCCAGGUAGCACACAUCAAUAA
This is a messenger RNA of Darwinula stevensoni, 2106 nucleotides long. NCBI's taxonomy places the organism in Eukaryota, Metazoa, Arthropoda, Ostracoda, Podocopida, Darwinulidae. The record is from the annotation of a GenBank genome assembly.